CACUUAUCAUUGGGUCAGGGCACCUGGAUCGUACCUCGUAUAAUGUCAGGUGGAAGACCGUUGGACACCUGCAAAAAACGAAGUGUCAUCCAUUCCGGAAAUUCGGAUUUGAUCACCAACAGAAACUUCAUGAAGGAGGCUCAGAACAGACUAGACCACGUGACCAGCGGUAUCUGCCCAAGUCUGCCUCCAACGAAGUCAGCAUUCAUGAUCGGAGACACCAUUUAUACUGCCUUGAUGUCGGGUCAAAUAAAAACUUACGGCCACCUUGCAAAAAUCGAUGGGUGCGAUGCUGUUUUCCAGGACGGGACACGAGUGACGGGCCUUGAUGCGAUUGUUCUAUGCACUGGUUAUGAGCCGGAGUACUCUUUCCUAGAUCAGGAUUUGCUACAAGAUUUUGAUAAAAUGGGACUUUUUAAAUUGGUGUUUCCAAUCGAUGAAGAUAAACACACCCUGGGUUUUAUCGGAGCUUUUGGUGGUAUAGGUGCUACUGGUCCAGUGAGUGAGUUGCAGAGUCGAUACAGUGCUAAAAUAUUUGCUGGAAAACUAAGCCUACCUCCCAUUGACGUAAUGCGUGCAGAUGUCCAGUUUUGGACGAACGCUUGUACUCGCAAUCGACACAGGAAAUAUUAUCAUUUUCUUCCCUGCUCGCUGUUCCAGGACACAAUAGCCAAGCUUCUGGGUGUAUUCCCUGGUUUCUGGAGACUGCUCAUCCUUGACCCAGUUCUGGCCUACAGAUGCUGGUAUGGUCCUAUGUUCUCAGCACAGUAUCGUCUGCUUGGACCAGACAGCAACUGGAAGCAAGCACGUGACAUCUGUAACACAGCUUAUACUGAGGGUUGUCUCUCUUUGAGACAUAGUAAACUACCAAAAGAGGGAAUCGCAAAAUCUAAAGGAAACAAAAGGCGCUAUAUUGUAGUAGUUUGUUGUCUUCCAUUAUUGGCAUGUGCUGUUUACUUCAACUGUCUUAUAAGUUAUAUAGCAGGGGUUAGGACCUAAUGGGUAUAAU
Physella acuta is the source of this 1009-nucleotide messenger RNA. Its product is annotated as flavin-containing monooxygenase 5-like. The record is from RefSeq and is a predicted model, not a curated record. Lineage: Eukaryota; Metazoa; Mollusca; Gastropoda; Physidae. Gene Ontology annotation, molecular function: NADP binding; N,N-dimethylaniline monooxygenase activity; flavin adenine dinucleotide binding.